This is a messenger RNA of Abrus precatorius (Indian licorice), 1078 nucleotides long. RefSeq lists its product as uncharacterized. Lineage: Eukaryota; Viridiplantae; Streptophyta; Magnoliopsida; Fabales; Fabaceae. The record is from RefSeq and is a predicted model, not a curated record.
ACAAAACGGUCUCAUCCUCAAACCUUCACCACACGUAAACGACGACAACCUGUUUCUUGCGAAAACAGUAACUCGAUACAAAAUAUUCCCCCACGCCAGAGAUCCAAUUCUGAAAAAAGUCAAAAUCAAACCAUGCGAAGCGUAGAGGUGGCGAAGACGGUGCUUGAGGUUGCCGACGUCGCUUUGACCGCCGUCGAACACACCCACUAUCGCCGUCAAAACAACCAUCCCGUCACCGCCGGCGAUAACUGCCCCUCCGAUGAAGAUUUGGAAUCUCUGCGAUCGGAGAAUCGACGCCUCAGGAACUUGCUCGACCAGAAUCUGAAGCUGCUUCACAACCUCUCCGAAUCACCUUGCUUCCUCAAUAAUUGUCCUCCCGAUUUGAAUGACCGGUUAGUUGCUACAUUGAGGUCUGAUGAGUACCUGACUCGGCUCAAGCUCCUACAACAGGAAACUGCGAGCGGAGGAAAUCAAUUUCCUUUUAAGGAGGCCACUGAAUUUGAUUUUCAAUCCGCUGACAUUUUGGUCAAUGUUGACUCUCAAGAACCCAGUUGGUGGGUUUGGGUUACAGAUGAGACGGAUCCUAUUAGUGUUGAGGAAUGGGGUGGAAUUGAUGAUGAGAAUUACUUAGUCAUCGGUGAGGAGCAUGUGGUUGAUGGCGUUGCCAACUUUAUGGCCAGAUGCAUUCUGUCAAACCCAAAAGCUCUGAAUAUGUCACCAGAGGAACUGCAGAAAGCACUAUCCAAAGCAUUGCAUAGUACAAGCAAAUUGGAAAAGAUGUUAGAUAUUUGGCAUGCUGGAAAGUUGUUUUAUACUCUAUCUACCUGGGGACUUACUUUGGCAGGGAUUUACCAAACACGUGCAUUGUUAAGAGUUGCCGCAAAGGGGGUUCAUUCAGGCAGUAAACUUGCUCUUCGCUCUCUAAAUAUGGCUGUUCCAUGACCAUGGCAAAUGUAUAAUGAAUGCUAGUGCAUGGAGCUUACAGUGCCUUGUCUGGGUAUAACCCGAUUUAUUAAUUGCUUCCCACAAGAUCUAGCUAAUGUAAAUAAUUUGUAAAUAAAAUUAUUUGUUUUCUUUU